Molecule: messenger RNA, 1502 nt
Organism: Triticum aestivum (bread wheat)
Lineage: Eukaryota; Viridiplantae; Streptophyta; Magnoliopsida; Poales; Poaceae
Product: putative F-box/kelch-repeat protein At3g17280
Exons: 3
Coding region: 33-638 (201 amino acids)
Molecular function (GO): protein binding
Source: RefSeq, a predicted model, not a curated record
AUCUCUCCGGGCACUCACACUCCCCGCAUUCCAUGACCGCCCGGAGAGAGAUGACGGCCAGCAGCCCCUGCCGCCGCGCCCGCUCGCCGGCGGAGGCCCCGCUGGACGAUGAGGACCUGCUCGCCGAGAUCCUCCUCCGCCUCUCCCCGCGGCCGUCCUCCCUCCCGCGCGCCUUCCUCGUCUGCACCCGCUGGCGCGGCCUCGUCUCCGACCCGCGCUUCCUCCGCCGAUUCCGCCUCCGCCACGGCCGCCGCAGCCCUCCCCUCCUCGGCUUCAUCGUCAGAGAGCGCAACACGGUCCGCCUCAGGCCCGUCGGGGACCCCCCUGACCGCGUCCCCGCGGAGCGCUUCUCGUCGCUGCUGCUCGGCGGCGCCGAGUGGGCCUUCAGGCUCCUCGACUGCCGCCACGGCCUCGUGCUCAUCUCCGACACCUCGCGGAACAUGGUCCUGGUCUGGGACCCCGCCACCGGCGGCCAGCACUGGGUGGCCGUUCAGGGAGAAAACCCCCAUCAGCUGGGCGGUGCUUCGCGCCGCCGGAGAAAUCCACCACUUCCAGCUGGUCCUUGUAGGCAACAACGAGAGGAAAAUUACGCGGGCGCUCGCCUGCGUUUACUCGUCGGAGACCGGCGAAUGGGGUGAUUUUGUCUCGGCAGCGCUGCCAAAACCGAGGUUUCCACCAAUGGUUACCCCGCCAUGCUUGUUAGGGAAAACCUGCUGUGAUGGUUGGGGGUUCACUUUAUUGGUUGCUCACUGAGAACUUAAGCAUCCUUGAAUUUGAUCUGGAGAAGCAGCGCCUCGCUGUGAUAUCGGUGCCGGUGAAAAAGUACAGCCACUGCCGCUUCUCGAUUAUGCGGGCGGCGGGUGGUGGCCUUGGUUUCCUGUUUUUGCCAGACUACGACGCCCAAUUAUGGAAGAGGCACACUGAUUGUGAUGGUGUCGCUUCAUGGGUGCUUGAAAGAACUAUUGAACUGCACAAGCUACUUUCCAUGAAUUCAGAGGAGGGGAGAGGGCCCCUGAUGAUCGCAGGGUUUGCUGAGUACAAUAAUGUGGUCUUUUUGUGGACAGUCGUCGACCUCUUCAUGGUGGAGCUUCAGUCACUGAAGUUCAAGAAACUUUUCGAAGCCGACGUCUUGUCUUGCCGUCAUCCAUUCGAAAGUGUCUAUGUUGCAGAAAGAGGCACUGUUGGUGGACACAAUGGAGCUGAACUUUUGCGUAAUGAAUAAAGAUGGUUCUUCUGUUAGAUAUUGGUUGAGCAGGUAUCCAGAAGGUUGUUGUCUUUGUGAGAAGAAAGCAUGGGCUUGUUUAUCAUGGGUCCUCUAAGUAGCAUGCAAUGGUAUCGGAGCUAAUCAUUUCUUUUGCUGAUAUCCCUUUAUUAUCUAAUAUCUGGAGGCAAUUAGCCAACUGGCAUGAAAACAAGAGGAUUAAAUAGUACUUAUGUCGUGGUUGAUUAUCCCUUUACUUUAUGCUCUCCAAUCUAGCAUGUCCAAAUGACUGUUGCUUUCA